Messenger RNA from Trichomonas vaginalis G3, 396 nucleotides. RefSeq lists its product as uncharacterized. Lineage: Eukaryota; Parabasalia; Trichomonadida; Trichomonadidae. The record is from RefSeq and is a predicted model, not a curated record. The coding region runs from base 1 to 396 and encodes 131 amino acids. The transcript has a single exon.
AUGUCUGGUUUUCUUUCUCUACGCGAUUUAGGAGUAAAUGAUGUCAACGAGCGUCCGAAACCACCGUCAGUGAAGCUUGCUGAGCGUUGGAAUGAAAGAGAUAAGAAACCAACAACAAUGGUUUUCACACAACAAACAAUUGAUUCGGAACAAGAUGCACUAAAUAAAAAGAUUGCUGAAAAGCAGGCUGACAUACAAUUUUUGAUGCAAAAAUCUACAUAUUAUUCACGAAACUCAAUUAAUUUUGCAAAUGAAGAAAUUAAUUCGCAAAAAUCAUCAAUUAUAUCUCUUAACUCAUCACCUUCUAAAUCAUCUGCAAGAAAUCCUCCAUCACCACUUCGUUCACCAAGUAAUUCCACAUUUAAUACAAGAUCAACUAAUCCAUCAGGAUUUUAA